Messenger RNA from Cyprinodon tularosa, 6460 nucleotides. RefSeq lists its product as uncharacterized. Gene Ontology annotation, molecular function: keratan sulfotransferase activity; N-acetylglucosamine 6-O-sulfotransferase activity. The transcript has 4 exons. Gene Ontology annotation, biological process: N-acetylglucosamine metabolic process; keratan sulfate proteoglycan metabolic process. The record is from RefSeq and is a predicted model, not a curated record. The coding region runs from base 551 to 1816 and encodes 421 amino acids. Lineage: Eukaryota; Metazoa; Chordata; Actinopteri; Cyprinodontiformes; Cyprinodontidae.
CUUUCUCUCUCACACACACAUCACAGCAGUCAGAGUAAGUCGUUCCUCACUAAGUAGGUUACUUCCUCCCUGGUUGGCGUGCAUCGCUGGGGCUUAAUGAAGCAAACCUUAGCCAUGAGCGCGUAAUGGACGGAGGAGGGGGGUAAACUCGCAUCCAAUCUGAUGCCUCAGGAUGGGGGUUACAUUGCAUGCUUCUUUUCCCGUCAGCUCUCCAUCCGUGGCGCGUCUCAGUCUCUGAACGCACGGCUCCGGACACCAGCGACUGCUGACGCCCCCACAUACACACACCGAUGCGCUCUCUCAUCCCCAGUUUACAGAUGCAUCGUUGGCGAUUGAACUGAUCGAAGGAGCACAUCUGUUGAAAGCGCUGAUGAGUAAACGUCUUUCGGUUGCCACUGUUUGUGAUUAAUGGAACAUCAAAAGCUCAGUGUGAUACAUUCCCGAGGAUACGAGUCUGCCAGGGACACAUAAACAUCAUUAAUGAAGAGGAAGCAGAUUGAAGAGAGACGGAACGAGGCGUGAAGGAUGUAGAGCUGGAGGUGGGGGCAGGAUGGAGUGUUCCUGGAAGACGGUGUUGCUGCUGGUGUGUGCUUCUCUUGGGGUCCAGUACACGGCUAUCCAAACCCUGAGGGACUCUCUGUCUGGACCCUGUCAGAGAGCCUACCGCUGCAGGAGCAGGUACCACAGAGAUUACAGAUGGGCUGCCUUGUGCGAUGAAAGCUGGAUACCCAUCGAGUUACCUCAGAAACAUAUAUUGCUUUUUACAACCACACGCAGUGGCUCCUCUUUCACCGGACAACUCCUCAACCAGCAUCCUGGGGUCUUCUAUGUGUUCGAGCCCCUCUACCAUGUCCAGCAAGCCUUCACCAACUCCAGCAGUAGGCUCCGCCGAACUUUAGAUCGCAGAGCUUUGCUGGGAGCAUAUAGGGAUCUCCUCUUAAACCUGUACACCUGCGAUCUUCACUUUAUGGAGAAUUAUAUCCGCCCUGAGCCCCAGGAACAUAUCACAAGCUCAUUUUUCCGAAGGAGCUCAAGCCAUGCCCUCUGUUCUCCACCAGUUUGUUUGGAAGGGGGGACUGCUGCGAUAUCUGAUUUACCUGAUGAAAUCUGGUGUCCUAAAAAAUGUGGAGCUCUGAACCUUACUUUAGCAUCCAUGUCAUGUAAUUCAAAAGGACAUAUAGCCAUAAAAACCGUUCGGAUUCCAGAGGUGGGAGACCUGCGUACUCUCACUGAAGAUCCGCGCCUGGACCUGAAGAUCAUCCACCUGGUGAGAGACCCUAGAGCCAUCCUGGCCUCACGCAUCACUGCAUUCUCUGACCAGUUUCGUGCUUGGAAAAUAUGGAAUGCCACUGGACGCCAGCCCCGAUACGUGGACCUUUCACAGAUCACCAGCACCUGUAAGGACAUGGUUGCCUCUGCAAGAACAGGGCUGCAGAGACCAGCAUGGCUGCGAGGACGCUACAUGCUGGUGCGGUACGAGGACUUGGCUCUUAACCCAAAUGUCAGGGCCACUGAGAUUUACAGCUUUCUGGGGCUAGAGAUGGAAGAAAGGGUGAGGAUGUGGAUUGUGAAAAACACCAAGAGCAAUGUGUCUGCUCCUUCUGAGUGGAAUUACAAAUACUCCACCACGAGAGAUUCUAGAGCGACAGCAGAAAGCUGGAGGCUCCGUCUCAGCUUUGACAUUGUAAGAACAAUUCAGGAUCUUUGCAGCGAGACUUUGGCUUUGCUUGGAUACAAGCAGGUUCAUUCUGCUGCAGAACUCAGAAACAUGUCACAAAGCUUAGUGCAGCAGAGAACAUUUCAGUCUGUCACGUGAUAAGGCAAAUAAUCUGCUUAUUUAUAAAUGUAUAUUUGAUCAGAUAUCAAUCUCUCAAGAUGCUGAUAAAAAGAAUGUAAGUUGUGAAUCUGGCCAAUACCGAAAUUCCUUUGUUCGAUUCUUGUUGGUUUGUUUUUUAUUUUAAAAGUGACAAUUCUGUAAAUGUUGGAUACUACUAUUUCUGCUGCAUACCCACACAGAUAUUACCUGGGGUUUCGAUCAAGGAUUAUUUUUUAGAUAAAUGGCAUUUGUCCAGCUGCAACCCUGGGAACAGUGGAUUUGGUUUUACUUUGCCAAUUUUUAGGAAAGAAAAUGCUGCCUAUUCUUUUUUAUUUGAUUAGCUUUCAUAUCUCCAUUUAGCCCAUGCUCAUUAUUCUGCUGAUUCAAAAAGCCAUUUUUUUUCUUAUUCCAAUUGUUGAACUCCAAAUUAAUUGGUACCUUUAUAAAUUUUAGAUUUAGGGUAAUCUUUCAGACUGACAGUGAUGUUAAGAUUUUUUGUGCCUUAGGCAGAGUCCGACAUAUACCCACAUGAGGAGUUAAAAGGCUAAGUUGAUGGCUUUCAAAACUCAAAGAUCUUGAGCUUAUUGCAAAAGGUGAUUGGUAAUAAAUAUUAGCAUGCAAUAAUAUUCUCAGUAAUUUUUAAAAGCUAUUUAUUUCUAUAGUCCAAAACAAGCUUUUCUAAUGAUUAAUGGAAGGGCACAAAUACAAUGUUUUGAAUUGCAUUACUAUCAUGAGUCCUCAGAAUUUUGAACUUAAAUAAUUGUUUUUUUCUCUCAUAAAAAAAAAGCUUUAAUAUGUAGGGACUGUUUUUGCUUUUUCUUAUCUGUCUACACAAUGCAACCCGCUCUGCACUGUGCACAGCAGAACACAGCUGAAUAUGUAGCCAUCAGAUUUUAAGAUGCUCAUAGCAAAAAGUAAUUCUUUUUCAGCACAAAAUAAACUGCAACCACACCGGAACAUGUCACUUAAACCCUGUUUAAAACAGAGUAAACAUACUGAUGCUAGCCUAGCACUUGCUUUGCAUAGGCAUAAUACCUGUCUAUUGUUUGUUUUCAAGCGGAAAUAUCUUUAGAAACAAAACUAUGUUUGUUCUGAGUAAAGCCACUAUUAAAACAAUACAGUCACUUGUUUAACCCUGCUAGCUGUGGGUUGACACAGAUCAUCCAAGCUCUCCAGCAGAAUCUGGUCGGUAAAAUAUCUGCUACUUUUAAGAGAGAAGAACACUGCUCCAACUUUAUUUUAGAUUCUUAAGUGAGAUAUAAGUGUCAGAAGGACAGGAAGCAUCAUCUCCAAUUGCAGUAUGUUGGAAAAAAAACCUACAGCACUUUCCACGCUGUAUUUUCUAUAAUGCCUUGCCUCCUGUGAGCUAAAGUCAGUGUCUCUCCCUUAUAACUUCAUCUCUAUUUCCAGCUGUAUGAAGUGCCUCUGCAGCAAAUAAAAAUCCCCGCAGUGAGGUAUGUGUAAACACCAUCUGCAAAAGAAACUCAGAAUCAACUGUCCACACAUUUCUUUCACCAUCUCUAGUGUUUCCAUAUGAAAACAGCUUUGAUCUAACAUUUAAGAGUGAGAGAAAAGGUGGAACUAUGCUACACUGAUGAAGACUCUCAAUGUUUUGUUCUUUAUCUGUCUGGCUUUCAAAGUUCAAAGCUAGUUAAGGAAAAGCAGAUAAUGACCCGAAAUUAUAUGUCUGCAGAAAAUCUGCCAAAUAAUCUUCUGCAAAACAGAGAACUUCUUCUUCACCAGCUUUGUACUGAGAAAGCCCAUCGGAUGAAGGAUGAAAUAUAGGUGGUGUUACUGUGGCUUAUUUGGCAGAUUGUAUAGCAAUGGGAAGAUUGUAGGUUUGAUCACACCUCCACCUGUCACAUGUAAAUUAGCCCUUGGGCAAGGCACUUAACUUCAGUCUGUGUAUCAGUUUAAAGAUGUCUGUUAAGGAGUGUGGAUGUGAUUGUAGUGUAAAGAGCUUUGAGUGAAUAAAUUAGUGCAUUGUUUACCAUUUGCACAACUAAAGGUGGAGUCCAUUUGUUUUGUUUUUACAUUUUAUGGAGUUGUAAAUGUAGUAAUAAUUUUAUCUUGCAACCUUAAUAUAAGGAAAAGUAAAAAUGAGUUGGUCAUGUUAACUCUAAAGCUACAUUCACACAGCAGCCCGAAGUGACCCAAAUGUGAUAUUUUUGCACAUUUGCGACGUGUAUCUGAUCUUUUCAUGACAAUCAAAGGAACAUAGAUCAGUUUUUUUCCUAUGAGACCCAGGCCACUUUUCUAUGUGGUUCUGAAUCUGAUACGUAUCUGAACUUUAUUUUCAACCUUCUUGAAAAGAUUGUGUUGUUAAUACACAAGCUGAGGUUGAAAAAGAAAUGAAAGAUCGCAUGAUGCUCUCCAACAGUACCAUCAAUGUUUAUUUCUGUAAACACAGAGCAUGCUGGCUUGUGAUGUCAUUGGGUCCUCUAAUCUUUAUUCAGGACACUUUGGUUGUAUUAAUGCAGUUCACACAGGAGAUCACAUACAAGUCGCAUAUAUCUGGAAAUGGGAACAACAACACAAAUUGAUUGGAUUUCAUAAAAGAAAAACCUGAUUUGAUUUUUUGCUUAAUUUUGAUUUAACCUACAAGUUCAAAUGUGUUAUCGCACAAUAUUAGCACUGGGCCUUUAGCAGUCAUUGAAAAAUGCUUGAGUCUCACCUUUUAUCAAACAACAGGGCCUACAAUUAUCUAUGUUCUAUCUCUCAUUCAUUCACAUGCAACUAUCCCACUAUAACUUUCAUCUCACUGGAAAAAUAAGCAUGUUUUGCUGGAACAUGCUAGUACAUUUUAUAAUAUUCACAGCAAAUUAUCACAGUAUUUAAAAACAAUUAGAUAAUUGAUCAUAGCGAUAAAGCAACUUGAAACUACAAUCCUUAACGUCCUUAAACGUUUUUGGGUUUAAGCUCUCAUGUCACAUACACUGUGUUGACUCAAAAUACCUGCUUUAAUGUGCCUGAUAGCACAGCAAACCAUUGCUGAAGCAAAAACAACAGCUUAAAAUCUACUCUGGUGUUGCUUAUAUUUUUGUAACAGAUGUACUGAAUACUUGAACUUUGGAAUUUGAGGCCUUCAAACUGAAUAAUAGCUAAAAAUUCAGUGAAAUUGUUUAAAAAAUAGAUAUACUCUAGACUGUGUAAUACACAAUGGCAAUGGUUAAUACUUUUAUCCAUUAUCUGUUGGCCUUUUGAGCCCUGAUUCCCACAGCAAUAGUUUAUAUUUUCACAUUUCUGGCUCAGUAAUGGUAUCAUUAAUAAUAAUCCCUGUACUUCUUGUAAGAGUUCUUAUAACAGUGAGUUUGUAGAAACAUAAAGAAAUCCUAAAAGCGCUAGAAGGCUGAUAUUUGAAAGCAUUUUUUUUCUGAUUUUUGCAAUUCCCAACAACUCAACUCAGACAAAAGGUUGCAUUAGCCAAUAUUAAACAUCUACACUUUCACAAGAGAGCUACCGGGUUUGUCGUUCUGUACUUAAUCUGUGUUAUUACCCCAGGGCUGACAUUUGUAUUGUGAGUCUACCCAGAUGAGUUUUUUAACAAGACUAGCGUAAUGUAUCUUCUUCUACAAGUAAGGGCCUGUGGCAAAAUUGAAAAGUUAGCUUUAUUGUUGGCGGACACAGAUUGGAAUGAUCAAUCACAACUGAAGAGACAAACCGAUACAGCCGACUAUAGAGGCUGAAACAGCAGUUUAGCAUAGUAAAACAUUUGCUGUGCAGCUUGGAAGAUGCCAAAAUAAACUUAAAUUAUGGAUCUUUGUGAAAGUCUUUCUGCAUUAAUGCAGUACUGUCUUCAAGAGAACUACACUGAAUAAAUUUAGUCUGAAUUGAACAAAGUUAUUGGGAUACACUAAAACAGGACUGUUAUUUAUCUGACUGCCUUCCAGCUCUCUGAAUUCCCAGUGAUAUUGUGACUGUCUGCUACAGUUAAUGAAAAUACUGAUGAUAAUCUGAUAAGAUAAAAAAAAAACUGAACCAUCCUUUUAACUAGUUCCUGAGCUGUCAUUGAUUACAUAUGUUGGUUUUGUUGCUAAGUGAACCUCAGCUCAGAAGAUCUCUUGAAUCCAUUUACACCUGUGAAAGUGUUGAUUGCGCUUUAUUCACACAGGAAAACAAAUAGUUAGAAAUAUUCAAGCUUUUCUUUUUAGCUUUUUGCUGCUAGAGAUGUUGAAGGGGAAAAUGAAGGGUUUUACUUCUGCAAAGUCUGCAAACUGAUUUAUUGUUAAAUCUUUUGGAGGUAGAAACUGUUACAUUGAACAACUCUUGAUGUUAUUAAAUGUAUUUUGUCUUUAUUUUCAUAUCUAAUUAUUAAUCCCAGCUUUCUGUGGGGCUUUAAAAGUGUAAAGUUUAUUUACUGAAAAGGUUUAUAGAUUGUGUGGUUUUAUUCAUUAUUUGAGAUCCUUGAUUAAAAAACUGAGUGCACAAACACAGUUUUUUUGUGAUUUUUGUUGGAUUUAGGUGUGUUAUGGUCUUGCUUCUUUGUAUUGUGUCUUGUAACUAAUGUUUCACUUACAAAUAAAAACAAAUCCAUGUAUUGUGUUUAAUUUAUCUUCAAACCUAGAAGGAACAACAUCCAUACCAUUCAGACUCUGUCUGAAGUGCAAUGUAUCCAGAUAUUUGACAGCUAAGAGAUGCAUUUGU